This is a messenger RNA of Athalia rosae (coleseed sawfly), 5653 nucleotides long. RefSeq lists its product as uncharacterized. Gene Ontology annotation, biological process: chemotaxis; neuronal signal transduction. Gene Ontology annotation, cellular component: rough endoplasmic reticulum membrane; nuclear membrane. Gene Ontology annotation, molecular function: microtubule binding. The coding region runs from base 188 to 3556 and encodes 1122 amino acids. The record is from RefSeq and is a predicted model, not a curated record. The transcript is spliced from 4 exons. Lineage: Eukaryota; Metazoa; Arthropoda; Insecta; Hymenoptera; Athaliidae.
UCGGCGGUGUCGGUGUCGGGCAGGUGUAUCGGGUAGAAUUUGUCAGAGUAUUUCCCACUAAAGUACAAAUUAAUUUAACUAAAUAAUUAAGAGGGUUUUCAACCGGGUGCAAAGCAGCUCGGCCAAAGUGCGUGAUAUGAUAUCGGCUGUAGUUAAAUAGUAAAUAAAGUAACGAACGAGGGGAAACAUGGCCUCUACUACGAGUAGCUCGUCAAACAACAUCCCAUCGGAAAAUAUUCCUCAAUGGAAAAAAGACCUUAUCCAACGCAGACGACAGCAGACCAAGGUCUUGGCUAAUAACGGAGCCAGCGUAAAACUGUGUACGGCAGUUAUCGCCGGUUUGGGAGGGGCUGAAACGUUUGAUAACGGUUUGACAAGUGUUUCACAUCAAGAAUGUGUUGGUAAUAGCAGCAGUUCCAACAGUGGUGGUGUUGGUGGGAACUCACGAACGACUGCUACUACUCACGACUCAAAAUGUGUUGGUGUUGUCGCUCAGCAUUCAGGAGCUUCAGGAGGGACGGCAACUGGCGCCGCUGACGGAGGAUUGACUCAUUUUCAGCCACAGAAUACAGUCGCGGGCAACAUGCGCCUUGAGACGGACGUGUUGUGUUCCGAUUCGGAUUAUGAUUUGAAUUCGGUUAAUAAUAAAAUGGUCGACAACAGAUCCGAGACUAAAAACGUUAUAACUAAAUUAAAAUCAAGCAAGUCUGACAUGGAGCUGUCAAAGUUUAAAGCGCCGAGUGAAGAUGGGGAAAGUGACAGUUCGGAGGAAUUGCAGUAUGGACCUGGAAUAGUGAACAGAUUGAGGAGUAAAUACUUGAACCUAACGCUUCGGGAAAUGAAUAAAUCGAGACCAACGGUACAGAAUUUUCGACGAGCCACCAGCCUUGAGGAUCUCCUAGAUUGUGACGAUGAUCCCCCUGAGAAAUCACCGAGGAAAUACGCAAAACGUAAUGUACCCGGUGUUUCGGUUAAAACCGAGAGGUACAGAAACAGUAACCGUGGUAAUGAUUCUAUGAAGAGAGCUCGCAGUGUUGAAACCCUCCUUCGAUAUAAUUCUGCCUCAGAUGAUGUUACCCCUCAUAUUGUGCCCAGCAGGUUUGUGGCCAGCAUUCCAAAGCACGAACCACCCAAUGAUCACAUUAUUUUGAUCGAUAGGACCUCUGUGAAAAUUGAAAACAAACUGGCUGAUCCCGACAGGCCAAAACCGCUCAACAAACCUAGAAGAAUAAAGUUGGUGGUCGAUGAAACGGAGAGACCACCUCCAGAUCUAGUCAAAACUACUAUGCGGAUCUUCGAGGGUUCCACAAAGAAACUCAAGCCAAAGGGAGAGGUCGCAGCUAAGGUGGCUACCUUCAAGACUAUAAAUGAUACCUUCAAAGCUCAGAACCAGAAAAAGUUAAUCCCCAAACCGCCGCUGCUAUCUAAACCGUUUUCCAAUGGUAUCAAGCUGCCUACUUCCCCAAAGAAGAUCGCACCCUCGAUACCGACGGUAGAGAGAUUAGAACAUCCUGAACUUCAGCACGACAACGAUGGUGUCAUCACGGAUCCUAUUGUCCAGUCGGUUUCAUCAGUUGUAAGCAAGUUCAGGCAAAUAGAAAUGUCUCAGUCGCCUUCUUCGUCUCCUGAGCCUCUUUGUAAACUCAAGUCAUCUCCUAUACCCAGUCCUGAGCCCCCGGUCAAUAAAUACAAGCUUUCACCAGAAUCCAAAGUAAAAUCACCUUCAUCUACACCUGAACCAAGGCCUGUACCCGACCCGAGAAUACCCUCUCCACAAAUCCUCUCCCCUUUGUCUCCCAAGAAAGAAAUACUCAGGCAAAAUUCAACUCAAUCAGUUGCUCCAAGUGUUGACCAAGAGAUAGCAAGGCCUACAUCAGCACCCGAGUUACCUAAGUUAGCUUGCGGUUCAGGUGAGUUAGUUGAGAGAAAUUCAGAGGCUCCAAAGUUAAACUCUGCUGAUUCGAGACAACAAAUACCAGAAAGAAUCGAGAGUCAGGAUGAUUGGAGAAAGGAAAUGCCAAGGUCAUCAUCACCGGUUGACUCAAGUGCUGGCCAGGAUGAGGAGAGCGAGGUUGUAGAUGGCAUAAAAAGCAUUUCCAAAACCGCUUUGGAGAAUAUUGGAAAGGCUGGUACCACGAUGCAGUUCAGCUUUAAUAACAAGGCCGAAACGAAUAAAAAUUAUUUACCCGGUAGAGGUCAGAAUGGGCAGAAUGCUAGCGAAAGUGUUUCAAAGCCUGUAAUGGAGAAGCUUACAGACACCCAAGACGGAACCGCAAUUCCUAGCAAGGCAAUUAACAGUUCUUCUGCGGAAAUUUCGGCAACAAAUAAUUCAUUCUCAGUAGGAAAUCUAAUCGCCGUCCCAGAUUCUUUCGUGGACUCAUUGGAAAGCUCGGCGAAUUUACUACAGGACAGGUUCGAGUCGACGGCGAAUGGCGAAGCGAAAACUUCAGCCGAAAAUGAGGACUCGGUUGUUGUUGCCGAGCCCCAAGUACGACACGAAAUAAAAAGUUCGACUAACGAAAGUAAGCCAAUCGGCGCUAUCUCUAGCCUUGGAUUAAUGAAAUCCACCACAACGGCGGCUAAUCCGUCAUACACGCAAUGCAACGAAACUAAAACGAUAAAGACACAAAAGACUGAAACGUCGUCGCCACCCCAAAAGCAGAUCGGCAUAAUCCGGCCGUUAGUUUCUACCAAGACUCAGCCUUCGCAGCAGCAGCAAAAUCUGAGCAAUAGGGAGAUGGAGAAAAACCUGAUAAACAGGGUCAAGAGCAUCGAACAACCAACGAAAGUUGUCGUCAGUUUAAAGAGUGCCGAGGAAAUUCAACCAGUGAAAAAAACAAAUACCGGUAGUGGUGGUGGUGGACUGUGGGAUACUAAGCCGUGGAACGAUCAGAACAACACUAUGGUAUUUAAUUUCAGCAACCGAAAAGAAGUGCCGGAUUACAUAGAGAACGACGGAUUACGAGUAAGAAGAAAACGUUCUAAACCAAAGGCCAACGAGGGAGGCAUAAUAGUCUUGGACGCAACUUUGGAUGCGUCGUCGACCGACGAUACGGAAUGGGAGAUGACCGGAGGACCUCCGUCGCCCUGUAACGUCAGUUUCCUCAAUGACAAUAUCCUCAUCAACGGGAGAAGCAAUUUGUCGAAACAGCCGCGCAACCACAAGUACCGCAUCCAGUUUGACGAUACAGCAACUAGAACAUUUGAAUAUCCGAGUGAGGCAUCGAUGCUUAUUGGUGAGGGCAGUAAUGUUGCUGCAGAAUCUUCCAUUGAUCGAACCGAUGCUGUUAGAGAUUCUGUCGAAAACAGACCAUCAUCGGUUAGCCCAACGCCUGGUAUUCCAUCGCUUUUAGGUGGAGGUGGUCUAGCCAGCUACACGCCAAGUAAAGUAGACCUGGCCUCAGACGGAUUUGAACUCGGGGUUACCAGAGCAUCGCCAUCAACAACUGUCAUUCGUGUGGAACAACCAGAAAGUCUGGGCGACGUUGACUACUUAAAACCUGCACAGGAUGCUGGCGCAUGGGGGUCUGAAACAACAGCGGACUUGUUGUUUUAAAUUUGUAUAGUUCGAUAAUGAAUUUUUCGAAUGGUCAAAUUAACGGAAGAACUAUUCAUGUGCUUAGUCAAGCAGGAUUCUAGUUCGGCGGAAGCUCACAGUAUAAAAGCAUGAUAAAAACAAAGUAAUUACACUUAAAGAGUAUACUAUGGUAGUGAUUUAAGUUGGAGGUAAAGUAACGAAAGUCAAAAAGAGAAUGCUUAGCAAGCAAAUGAAAUUUGAACAGUAUCAUUCCAAGUAUAUGCAUUUACUCUAUAUAUCUGUUAUAAGUCAAGUUUUUCUAAAUAUUGAAUUAAAAUACUGCCAAAUGAAAACACCUAUUAAGUAAUGUUUAUCGAACGCCCAUGAUUUCGUCUUCCAUUAGGGGUGGAAGACAAUGGUGCAUAUCAGUUGUGAGAAAAGUCGAGUAAAAGGUUUUUUAAAAUAAAUUCAAUAUCACUUUUGAGAUUGUUUAAAACAUAACAAUUACGGUAUUUUAGCCAAAAAUUGGAAAUUGUAUGUACGAUUUAUAAAAACUAGAAUUAAAAAUAACGCUAAAAAUAAGAAUGGAAUAAUGUCAGGUCGUAAUACAAUUGAAGUACACUGAAAUGUAGACUUGUAAAUCUUUUGCCAAAGUAGAACUUAAGUCUACUCAAGAUAAAUUUACGUACUUGUCAUUUUCAAAGUAAAAUUUUUAAUUCCAAAUUUUUGUCAUUCCGUAAAUGCGGUUUCACAUUGAAGCGGACUUUCAAUCAUUCCUAGAUUCUGUAACGAAUUUCUAAUUUGAUAAUGACUUAAUAAGGUAAUAAAUAACUCACAUCUGCUAAUUUUAUUGAGCAUUAUUUAACCCGGUAUUAGUGUGAGUGUAAAGAAAAGUAAGCUUUUCAAUUCGACCCGUGCUUAAUUCUCAUGCGUCGUGUUUGGAUGUGGACCAAGAGCAUAUAUUCAUCAAAAUCAGUCGUUUCUAACAUAGAGUACUAGUUCGGAAAGUCCAAUUGUUAAUUAUGAUUAUUAAUUUUAAGUGACUUGAAUUGUGUACAUAUUAAAUUAUUAUUGGUCUUAAGUUGUGUCGGAACACAGUCUUUGUUAACGUUUCUGGGAAGCAAAUUUCAAUACCUAACUGCUUAUUAAUUUAAGUAUAAAUCAUGAUAAUUGGAUAAUAAUUUGUCAUUUCGCGUACUGUCCGUUAAGAGAUUUUUGAUUCAUGUUUCGGAGCUGAAAUCAAUAAACCCGUAAUGUUCAAAACAUCCUCUAAAAAUGUUAAGUGUAGUAUUUAAAGUGUGAUUGAAUUAAGAUAUGGUAAGCAUAGUAGUAAGUAUAACUUGAAGCUACGGAACGAUUCAAUUUUUUAUAAACAGUGCUGAAUAAUUAGUUUUCAGUCACCAUAACACUCCGUCAAAAGUCAAAUAUCAUGCGUUCGGGAAUCAAGUAUACAAGUUGAGAAUCAAUGUAGUAUAGGCAAUAAUAAUCGGAACUGCAAAUUUGUAUGAAAAUACCGAAUCAUUUUAUGGUACUUCAUCUUUGUGAUGUAAUGUGUUUUACUCCCUCAUACUUUCCUUCUAUUCUUUUCUAAUUCUUGUCGUGUAGCCUAGUAGCUGGUAUGUCAAUGUCACGGCGUUCGCCCGUCAUUGUGAUAUAUUUGUUCGCGUGUAGAACGUUUAAAAUUUCUCUUUGAGCCCAUGCAUCUGAACAAACCUGUUUUCCGUGUGUAUAUUUAGAGAACAUUUAGUGAACAUGAAAAAAUUAUGGGCGAGUAGUUGGCAUAUUACAUCCCCGAAUUUGGUGAAUCUCCAGGCCCCUAAUCAUGGAAAAGAAAUUCAUUAUCUUUUCUUGUUCAUUCAAUACUUGCAUGGGCUUCAUAUCUUUAUGUAAAUUAUUAUUGUACAGUAUCGUAAUAUACCCAUCAGCGUAGUAUGCAAGAUAUAUAAUUACAUCAUCAUCUGAGUAAAAAACCUAGUAUUAUUCUAAUUCUAAGAUUGUAAUUCCCAUGAAGCAUUCAUUUACAUUACAAACAUACUUAAUAAUUAGAAAAAAAAAAAAAACAAUUGUGUGAUGUAUCUACUGUACUGGAACUACGUGUUACGAAAUAUUAAAGUAAUAAAGAAAUAACGAAACUGA